AUGGAAACCCACGAAGCCGCCGUUGAGACUGUAGCCAAGAGCAUCCGCCUCUUUCAUGCUACACAAAGGCCCUUUCGUGUCUACCAUGGAUCAACCAACAGCACUCGCGCCUCUGCCCGCCGGGCCGACAAUACCGUUGAUACCAGUCAGCUCAACAAUGUGCUGCAAGUCGACCCCGGGCGCAAGAUUGCACUGGUAGAACCAAAUGUUCCCAUGAAUAUGCUCGUUGAGGCGACCCUCAAGUCCGGCCUCGUACCCUUGGUUGUCAUGGAGUUUCCAAACAUUACCGUCGGUGGCGGCUUCUCGGGGAGCUCUGGUGAGAGCAGCUCAUUCCGCCAUGGUCCGUUUGACUCGACCAUCAACUCGAUCGAGAUCGUUUUGCCCAACGGAGAGAUUGAGCAUGCGUCCAAGUCAGCCAAGCCCGACUUGUUCUGGGGCGCGGCCUCUGGGUUUGGGACGCUUGGAGUUGUCACCUUGUUGGAGGUCCAGCUUCGAGACGCGCGUCAAUAUGUCGAGUUGACAUACCAGACAUUUGCAUCUAUUGCUGCUGCUUCUGCGACAAUGCAGGACCAGGCUCAAGACUCAUCCGUGGACUAUCUAGAUGGUAUUGUUUUCUCUCCAAAGCGCGCCAUUGUCUGCACGGGGCGUCUCGUGAACGAGGUACCAAGUUCAGCCAAAGCACUGCAUUUCACAAGAAAAAAAGAUCCCUGGUUCUACCUGCACGUAGAUAAGCGGACCAAGAAGGCCCGGGACAGAGUCACGGACUAUAUUUUGCUUACCGACUACCUGUUUAGAUAUGACCGUGGCGGAUUCUGGGUCGCCAGGUACGCAUUCAGGUACUUCUUCACGCCCUUCAAUCGUGUAACGCGGUCGGUGCUCGAUCGCUACAUGAGGGCCAAGGUCAUGUACGCAGCUCUGCACAAGUCUCAACUUGCAGACGACUACAUCGUCCAAGACGUCGGUGUACCAUAUGAUAAAGUCGGCGAGUUUCAGGAGUGGCUAGACACGAACCUCAAGACUUAUCCGAUAUGGCUCUGCCCGCUCCGGGUCAGGCGAGACGACCCUGACUCGGGGCACGGCCUCCACGCCGGCUUCUCGAACCCCGAAACGCCGGAACAUCUCCUCAACUUUGGCAUCUGGCGGCCGGGAUCUACCAAGCACGACGUGUUUCUGCGCCAGAAUCGGGAUCUCGAGAAAAAGGUCCAGGAGCUCGGUGGGAAAAAGUGGUUGUACGCGCAUGCCUACUAUACCGAGGAAGAGUUCUGGGCAGCAUAUGACCGGGAAUCGUAUGACGACCUGCGGCGGCGCUACUCGGCGGCCUAUCUGCCUAGCGUCUACGACAAAGUCAAAGUCAACUCGGCCGAGAACCCGCAGAAGCCGUUCCGGGGCGUUCGGCCACUGCAGGGCUUGUACGGAGUCUACAAGGCAUGGAGGGGCGGGGACUAUCUGCUUGCCAAGGGACCAACGCAGUGGCACUGA
Pestalotiopsis fici W106-1 is the source of this 1479-nucleotide messenger RNA. RefSeq lists its product as uncharacterized. Lineage: Eukaryota; Fungi; Ascomycota; Sordariomycetes; Amphisphaeriales; Sporocadaceae. Gene Ontology annotation, biological process: steroid metabolic process. Gene Ontology annotation, molecular function: FAD binding; Delta24(24-1) sterol reductase activity. The record is from RefSeq and is a predicted model, not a curated record. The transcript has a single exon. Gene Ontology annotation, cellular component: membrane; cytoplasm. The coding region runs from base 1 to 1479 and encodes 492 amino acids.